CUGAGCUCGGUCAUCUUGCCCCACCCCACCCUACCCACCUCCACACCAUGUGAGAUGAGUGACACUCCAGACUCUGCCACGGUCCGCGUGGUGGCCCCCCCGGUGAAGCUGGCGGCCUGGAGUCUGGGUGCGGGCAGUGAGUAUCCCCAUUCCCAGCGGCACUGGGAGCUCCAGGUGUUCCUCGGUCUUCUCGAACACAGUUUCCUACAGGAAUUCCUCUCCAAAGAUCCCUGUUUCCAGAUUUCUGAUAAGUAUCUCCUCGCCAUGGUGCUGGUCUACUUCCGGCGCGCCCACCUGGAGCUCAGCGAGUACACCCUCAGCAACCUGUUCUUGGCACUGUACCUUGCAAACGACAUGGAGGAAGACCUUGAAGACCCCAAAUGUGUGAUUUUUCCAUGGGCCCUGGGCAAGGAUUGGCGGCAGCGGAUGACAGACUUCCUGCACCAGAGGGACAAGCUGUGGGCACGGAUGGGCUUCCGGGCCGUGGUGAGCCAGCAGAGUUGUGAGGAGGUCAUGGCCAAGGAGCCAUCCCACUGGGCCUGGACCAGGGAGCGACGCCCCCACCACGGCGGGGCUCAGAGGGGCUGCCCACAGACCCCAAGUGGCAUCACCCUCCCUCCCAAGUGUGCCUCCCAGUGGCUGAAGAUCCCUGGGGUGGGGGCUUCCUCCUCGUCCUGCCCCCUGAGCUGCACCUGGAACCAGGCGUCUACACCCUGCACAUCCUCCCGAAGCCUCCACCUCGCCCCAGGCACUGACGCUGGCAGGGUGAGGAGCUGCCCGCCUGCUUGCCUGCUGGCCCGGCGCUCUGCUGGCUGGGACGCCCGUGGCCCCAAGUCUUAUCGGCCUCUGGCUGGCAGCGCUGCCCACUGCCCCCUCCUCCAAACCUGCAACUUGUACCCCCUCUGACCUCCACAACCUCCAAUAAAUUCGUGCCGCAGGAC
Messenger RNA from Talpa occidentalis (Iberian mole), 941 nucleotides. It is a transcript of the gene SPDYC, whose product is annotated as speedy/RINGO cell cycle regulator family member C. Gene Ontology annotation, molecular function: protein kinase binding. The record is from RefSeq and is a predicted model, not a curated record. Lineage: Eukaryota; Metazoa; Chordata; Mammalia; Eulipotyphla; Talpidae. Gene Ontology annotation, biological process: positive regulation of cyclin-dependent protein serine/threonine kinase activity. The coding region runs from base 55 to 906 and encodes 283 amino acids. The transcript is spliced from 8 exons.